AUGUCCAUCCGGAGGAGGAAGGAGGGAGGAGGUGGUGCAGGGGAGGUGCUGUACACCAGGUCACCUAUCUGUCACAUAGGCAAGGUGCACUUUGACUUUAGUGAGGAGGUGGUCAGGAGUCGCUCCCCCUCCACCACUCACAGGUGACUCUCUUCUUUCUUCCUUUAGUUCUUCGUCUGUUUGUUUGAUUAUUAGUUUAUUUUUCUGUCUGUCUGUCUGUGUCAGUCUUUCUUUCUUUCUCUCAUACUUUUUUAGGUUGCAGUAUUGGUAUAAAUACCUGUGUAUGAUAGAUUGUAGAAUGGCUGUGUUGCAACAUUUACUUACUUUACAGUAAGUCAUUUCAGAUAGGAUUGCCCUUGCACAAUAAUGAUUUGCAAAGAUAUUGUGAAAAUGUACUACUUUGGUGGUGAAUUCCUCUGUGUGUUUGCAAUGCAAUAUGAAUACUUUGAAUACACAUUUACAGCAGAUGUACUGUACUAACAUGCUGGGGUUCAGUGUAAGAUUAAGUGUGUGUGUGUGUGUGUGUGUGUGUGUGUGCGCGUGUGUGUGUUCCUACGCUUGUAUUUAACAUCGAUUAUGUCAAUCUGAUGGUCGCUGGGAGGUGUGGGAGUAGGAAAUGCCUUAGUGGGAUAUGGAGAUAUGUUCUGGGAUAAUCCUACAUGAAGGGACUACAGUGGGGGUAAAUGCUGCUGGGCUACUGUAUUAGAGGCUCAACUGUGAGGCUUUAGAUGUAGUAGUACAGUAUUGUAGUAGUGUUGUUUGGUAGUGUUUGGUGCAUAUUGGAUUUGGAGUGCGCACGUUUCAAAUAUACAUACAUACAUACACACACACACACACACACUCACACACACACACUCACACACACACUUAGUUGGUGCCUUAUCUCUGUUUGUACAACUCUGUUUGCAUCCCUCCCUCUGAGCAGGAUAUUCUAUCUAGCUUCUGCUCUGCUCACAUGCCUUGGCUGCUCACCUCUUGACCUCUCUGCCACCCUGUAAUGUUUGGCAUCAUCAGUAGAGGAAAUCCGGUUAUUUUCUGUCAUCUGCUUAUGAGCCAUUUGCGUGUAAUCUGCAUCAUUAUAAGCCAUCAAACACAAGGCAUUUCUGCCUUAGCUCUGUGCACCGAAAUAUGGUGUGCUUAUAAUGGUGUGCUCUCCUGUAUCACUGUAUGUACAGGUUUCAAGUUUCAAGUUUUAUUAGUCGUAUGUACAGGAUACACAUGGUAUACACCGUCCAACGAAAUGCUUACUUGCAGGUUCCUUCUCAACAAUGCAACAACAAUAGGAAAUAAAAAAUAAGAAUAUGAACAUAAAGUAAAUGGCUCAGUAGAAUAGAAUAAACAUUUUUAGCAUUUAACUGUACAGGUCCUGUCAUACAGCAGUUCACUUCACUGUCACCUAUUCAAUUAAUCAACAAUAUUUUUUGUAAAGCCCUUUUUUACAUCACCAGUUGUCACAAAGUGCUUUACAGAUACCUAGCCUAAAACCCCAAAGAACAAGCAAUGCAGAGACAGAAGCACAGUGCCUAGAAAAAACUCCUAUUGGUACUGUUAUCACAGUCUAGGUUUUCCACUAAUUUCAAUAUUCAAUAUUUCAUUGCUUAUGAUUACACUGUUUGCUUGCAAAUUGCCACUCUGGGGUGGACUAUUCUAUUCUACUCUACUCUACUCUUCCCUGCUCUAUUCUAGGUGCAUCGCUGUGAGUCUGUCAUCUGUUUUUCUCUCUCUCCUGUGUCUUACUGCAGCUUCGAUGUGGAGAAUGCCCCGUCUGCAUGCUGCAGCCCGUCGGACCCCCAGGCGUCCCCGAGCUCCGGCCUGGUCCUGCACCCCAACAUGGGGGGCCACGGGCAGCGCCGCGAGUCCUUCCUCUACCGCUCCGACUCGGACUACGACAUGUCGCCCAAGUCCCGCGAGUUGUCCCGCAACUCCUCGGUCGCCGGAGAACUGUGA
Molecule: messenger RNA, 1947 nt
Organism: Coregonus sp. 'balchen'
Lineage: Eukaryota; Metazoa; Chordata; Actinopteri; Salmoniformes; Salmonidae
Source: the annotation of a GenBank genome assembly